Messenger RNA from Uranotaenia lowii, 1620 nucleotides. RefSeq lists its product as uncharacterized. Lineage: Eukaryota; Metazoa; Arthropoda; Insecta; Diptera; Culicidae. The record is from RefSeq and is a predicted model, not a curated record. The coding region runs from base 256 to 978 and encodes 240 amino acids. The transcript is spliced from 3 exons.
AACCGUAACGAGUACUUUAGAGCAGAGGUGCCAGAUGAACACACCUAAUAUGCAUUGCUUUUUCAGUGGGCAAAGUUUAAAAUCACCAUAACUUGCAUUACUUUCAUAUGUUCGUGUAACAGUGUUUGUUUACAUACAACACCCAAAUCGAACUAUUCAAAUUUUUUCGAAAGUUCUUUUCUGACCGGUUAAUUAAUAAUAAUCCGCUGCUGCACCCUCGAAUAUAUUUAAAGAAAAAGCCACCGCCACCGAAAGAUGAUUAAUACAACGCGUUCGCCCAGUGUGUCGUCAACAAUUGAUAGCAAGGUCGGUAUUUUGUGGCUGCAAAGCUCGGGUGAAGCUGCCCAUCGGAAUGUUCUGCUUCCAUUAGGACGCCACGGCCAAGGCAAGUUUGAUGUUCGCUCACGCAUCGGUCAGCAGGGUCAGCAUCUGAUCACGUUCGAGAGCCUCGAUGCGAACCGAUACGCCUACACGGACUACACAACAGCUUUUACAACUUGUCCAAUAUCAAAGGACCCUCCUGCUGGAACUCGAACCGGGCUUACAAGUAAAAAGAACUCUGGCCCCAGCGAAGCUCUCAAGUUCGACUAUGAACAGACUGAAAAUAGAAACCAUUUCGAAUGGUAUCCUUUCAUGAUCCACAUCGAUUUGGUCAUAUUGGUCAAUUUAGUCCAUUCUGGGCAGAAAGGAAUAGGAUUGACUUCCGAUAGGCACCCUAUUUAUUACAUUUGGGAUGAACUCAUCUUGCCGUACCUCACCCUAGACAUGGAAUGGGCCAAACAAAAUUUAGCAUCUCACGCUUGCAUCAGGGCGUUGAAUUUAUUCUGGAAGAACGAUACUCCAGUGGUCCAUAACUGUCAGUAUCCGGGACCAACCUCCACCAUCCAGAAAUGUUGUCGCUCAUCCGAUUCGAAAUGUAGAAAGAAUCAAGUAACUUUCAUCCUUAUCAGUCCUGAAUGGUAUCUUAUCCAGUUAUAAAGAGCUCUCUCAAGGCGAAUCAACUGUUCCACCACAAGCCUCCUAGGCAACAGCGCACGUGUAAAUCGCUCCUACCUGUUAUACACUUAACCUUCAACAGAACCAGAUCAAGCUGCACUUCACUCCCAGACCAUGAAAUUACAAUGACAUUUUUGGACAAAACAUACCACAGGUCAAAUGAUGAGCUCGAACUAUCUAUUCUUGAGUUACUUGAGUUGGUGUUUUUAUAUUGUAAUAUUUAAUUCUAUACUCAUGUUCCUAAUUGAUUUUAAAAAUAUAUUUUACUUAUCAUUGGACUCUAUGCUAGAAUUAUUGAUACUCUAUUCUCGCUGCCUUCACUCCAACGUUUGUUCCCAGAGCAAACGUUAAAUUAUUUGAAACACAUGGUUGGAGACCUUUUUGCCUUUCUAACAGAAAGGUAUAGUUAUCGGUCGAUUUGGGAGAUCCUUAAUUUUGGGUCUUAGAUAUACCUUUAUAGGUACCUAUCGAAUCAGCUCGACGAGUUCUGUCGAUGUCAGUGUAUUUGUAUGUAUUGGUGUGAUUUUUUUAUAAACUUUGUCACUACGUUUUUGCGAAACUGGGAAGUACAAUAAAAAUGAUUUUUGUCUUAAAAAAUUUGAUUUUUUUCCCUCUUCAAUGUAU